Diorhabda sublineata is the source of this 1657-nucleotide messenger RNA. Its product is annotated as equilibrative nucleoside transporter 3-like. Gene Ontology annotation, molecular function: nucleoside transmembrane transporter activity. Gene Ontology annotation, biological process: nucleoside transmembrane transport. The record is from RefSeq and is a predicted model, not a curated record. NCBI's taxonomy places the organism in Eukaryota, Metazoa, Arthropoda, Insecta, Coleoptera, Chrysomelidae. The coding region runs from base 230 to 1591 and encodes 453 amino acids. Gene Ontology annotation, cellular component: plasma membrane. The transcript is spliced from 8 exons.
GACCAAAGAAGCUUUCCUCAGCUUUAUAUAUCUGACAACUGAUUAAUUACAGUGAUCCAUUUUUAUUCACUAACAUUAUAUAGUGCUAUCAGAAUCAAAACAGCUAAAUAAAAUCGAUUCAGUAUAAGGUUUACAGUCAUUAAAGGUGUUGUGAACAAUCAGGGUCAUGCUUUGUCUGUUCAUCUGAUAGAAUAGAUAUUUUUCGAAAUGGUUAUUUAAAAACUAAAAAAUGGCAUAUUCUGUAAAUACAACACCACUUUUACAACAACAAUUCGAUUCGGAAAACGAAGACGAUGGUAACGAUAUUGUUGUAAGGGAUAUUAGACCUUUAUUUAAACCGGAACCCGUGGAUAAAUUCUAUGCUACCUAUUUUAUAUUUUACAUAUUAGGUAUCGUGACUUUACUACCUUGGAAUUUUUUUAUAACAGCUGAUGAUUAUUGGAUGUAUAAAUUUAGGAAUGUUAGUAGUAAUCUUAGUAUUAGAGAAGAUGCUCCAACGCGAUCUACAUUACAAGCAGAGUUUACUUCUUAUUUGACUUUAACUUCGAGUUAUCCUAAUUUGGUAUUUUUAAUAUUAAAUACAGUCAUUAGUCAUAGAAUACCUCUCAAUUUAAGAAUACUCGGAUCACUAAUUUUUAUUCUUUUGUUAAUGUUAUUGACCUUGGUGCUAGUGAAUAUUGACACUGAUAACUGGCAACAUGGGUUUUUUAUAUUGACGUUAGUCACAAGCUUAUUCCUAAACAUUUUCAGUCCUAUUUUUGGAGGAAGUAUUGUGGGAGUAGUAGGAAAGUUUUCCCCCAUUUACAUAACCGCUCUUAUAGGGGGACAAGCAUUGGGUGGAGUAUUUGCAGCGUUGACUCAAAUAGCUGCUUUAGCCAUAGGAGCAUCGUCUACACACACCGCUCUAGUUUAUUUCAUAAUAGGAAAUUGUACUAUAGCUCUAGCUAUAAUUUUAUAUAUUCUAUUAACUCGAUCAGUUUUUUUUAAAUAUUACUCAUUCGACCAAGCUGUGAUAGUUAGCGACCUACAGACAAAUUCUACAUUACAAGAUGUCGUUUCGUACAAGGUGAUUUUUAAGAAGAUAUGGUGCUACUGUUUUUGCGCUUUUUUUAUUUAUUUUAUUUCAAUUUCCGCGUUUCCUGGAGUCUGCGUACUUAUCGAAUCUGAAGGUAAAGGGCACGGUGACAAAUGGAAUGAUGUAUAUUUCGUUCCAACAAUAACCUACUUACUUUUUAGUAUAGGUGAUUAUUCUGGUAGAAUCAUUGCUGGUAGAAUACUUAAGCCAAAAAACAUCAUCUUAAUUACUAUUUUAACUGUAUCGAGGCUAAUAUUCAUUCCAUUAAUUUUAUUAUGUAACGCACAACCCCGGUAUCAUUUGGCAGUUGUGUUUGACAGAGAUUAUCAAUAUAUAUUGAUCCAAUUUAUAUUUGCAUUUACCAAUGGUUACAUGACUAACAUCAUACAAAUUUUGACUUCUAAAGUCGUAGAUCGACAUGAAAGGGAAAUCGCUUCGUGUAUGACUGUCGUUUUUAUAGGUAUCGGAGCCGCGAUAGGAUCCACACUUAGUUUAUUCUUGGUUAGAUUAUUAUAAACCUAAUAUAGAAUCGUUGUUAACAUAUUUAUAAUAAGGAUAAAAUAUAUACCAUUAUUUUCGUUA